Molecule: messenger RNA, 2072 nt
Organism: Talaromyces proteolyticus
Lineage: Eukaryota; Fungi; Ascomycota; Eurotiomycetes; Eurotiales; Trichocomaceae
Product: putative cytochrome P450
Exons: 1
Coding region: 354-1994 (546 amino acids)
Molecular function (GO): oxidoreductase activity, acting on paired donors, with incorporation or reduction of molecular oxygen; iron ion binding; heme binding
Source: RefSeq, a predicted model, not a curated record
UUUGACAGCGAAACAGGCGUACGAUACCUCACAUUUCACUAUCUUCCACACACUAUGUAGCCCUUCCUUACAGCAGGCUCGGCAGACCAGAUAUAGUAUUGACUCGAUGCAGCGGCACCAUUGGCUUUGCUUUGCAACGUCCAAUUCAGCGUCGCCCCUGAAGGGAGAUGACGUGUGAUCCACCAGACCAUUUGGCUCGCCUACCAAGGAGACUCUACCCCUGUGCAUGUGAGGGCCAGGGCUCUGGCGAGAAAAGAGUGCAGCGACGAGUCCUGGGAAUAUAACUAGCAACGGUCUUGUCUUGCCCUCAGAGCGAGGCUUGUGUUGUUGCUGGUAAACAAUUGACGUCCAUCAUGGCGACACAGCAAGUUCCCCCCAGCAUGGCCCCGUUCAAGCCGCGGUUUAUGCCAUUGAUGAUUGCUUCAACUCUCCUCUCGGGUGUUGUGUCAAGAAUGUCAUCACUAAGCACAGCAGCUGCCCUGGCGCUGAUGUAUUGCCUUGCUGUUCCUGCCUAUGUCGUCUACUGGUCUUGGAUCUACCCCUAUUACGUGUCUCCGCUUCGCCACGUUCCCACUGUGCCGGGUAACCCUCUCUAUGGCCAGCUGUUUGACAUCAUUGAAAAUGAAGUGGGUGUCUGCCAACGUGAAUGGCACAAGCAGUACGGUCCUAUCGUUCGCUACUUUUUUCCCUUGGGCACGGAACGCCUUUCCAUUGCCGAUGACGAUGCCCUGAAGCAGAUGACAGUCAAGAACCCUUACAACUACCCUAAACCCGUCGGUGCACGCAAGUGGAUGACCCGUAUUCUGGGCGAGGGCAUCCUUUUAGCCGAGGGCACCGCUCAUGUUCACCAACGCAAGGCUCUCACCCCGGGCUUCUCCAUCGGAUCCAUCCGUACAUUGACUCCAAUCUUCUGGCGGAAGUCUUUUCUCAUGGCCAGGCUGUGGGACCAAGAGAUCUCCCUGUCUAAAAACAAAAGAACUGGGACUUUCGAAGCCUUGGAAUGGCUCAAUCGUGCCACCCUCGAUAUCAUCACUGAAGCCGGCUUCGGCACCGAAGUCAAUUCUUUGGAGUUCCCUGAAACUCCCUUGCGAGAGGCUUACCGCAAAGUUUUCGUUUUUGAUGGCCUAUCUCGCAUGAUGCAUGGUCUACAGACUCUUUUCCCUUUAACCAAGUAUAUCCCAGCGAAAAUGAAUCGUGAUAUGGAAGCAUCUCGUAACAUCAUCUUGGGCUCAGCCACGAAGAUCAUCAAGGAAAAGCAGGCUUCUGCAAACCCCGCCGACAAGGACAUCCUCGCUCUGCUUGUACGGGAUAAUCUAAAACUCCAAGCUGCUGGUGAGGCCGGGCUUUCCUUCGAAACAAUGCGUGAUCAAGUCAUGACCUUCCUCGGAGCAGGUCACGAUACGACCGCAACCGGUGUCACUUGGACAUUGCAUCUUCUCUCCAAGCAUAUCGAGAUUCAAACUAAGCUGCGCGAAGAAAUUCGUAAACACUAUCCUUUUCUUUUUGACUCCGAAACCAGAGAAAAAUUCGACACCAGCACUAUCGACCCGGAUCAUUUGCCCUACAUGGACAAUGUUUGCCGUGAAUCACUCCGGUAUAUCCCUCCUAUUCCAAUGACUGUGCGCGAGCUGGUCGCCGAUGAUAAACUCGGCGAAUACAUGGUUCCGAAAGGCACAACCGUGCUAGUUUAUUCCAACGCUAUCAAUCGUCUGCCUGAAUACUGGGGUCCAACUGCCGACAAAUUCGACCCUGAUCGUUGGGACAAGUUACCCGAAUCAUACACUACCAAUGCCUUCAUGACCUUUCUUCAAGGUCCGCGCGGCUGCAUUGGUCGCAAAUUUGCCGAAACUGAGAUGAAAAUCCUCCUUUGCGUGCUGCUCAGCCAGUAUACGUUUGCGCGGGACGAGUCAGUGCAGGAUCCUGAGGAGUUGAAGAUGUGGCGGCUGGUGUUGCGGCCGCGAGAUGGAGUGCAGUUGAAGGUUACAAAACUGUGAAAUAAAUUGGUCUUUAUUCUCAUUUGUGAUUUAUCUACUCUACCUUGUUGUUUCUCUUUUCAUUAAGUAUUUUUAUAU